AUGCUUAAGGCCGUCAGCUUUUGUCCUGUUACCUGUUUGCCGAGUCUCGUGAUUAAGAAGAGUGGUGAUGACAGUCAAAAACUAAAAGAUUGCUUUUGUUUUGACGAAGAAGUGAAACCGGGUUGGAUCCAGUACGACCCUAAAAAAAUCACCGUUUUGUCUUGCAACGACAGUUUUAGCCCAUUGGGUGAGGUGAGCGCAAUCGUGAACGUGCACAAGCAAAUGAUCUCUGUAAAGAAUGAGGCCAACAUGAAGGAUUUAAGCAACAUUUUAGAGAAGCCAAUAUUGAUGUGCGUCACUAGAAGACACCAAUUUGGGAGUACCACGAAGACGGCUAGCUCAGAUUCUGUGGAAAACUUUCUACAAAAAGAACUAACUUCCAUAAAUGGGUUCGACAUCGACUUCGCAGUAAUCUUUCCUCCGGAAGUGCUAAGAGAUAAAAUCAAUGAAAGCUUGAAAACGAUGAAGAGAAAAGUUCUUAAAGGGAAAAAGUUUUGCAUCAUGAUUGACAUUAAGCGAAUUUUACAGGAGUUAACUCCCACGAACCUACAAGACAAGGAUUCUCUGGAGUAUGUUUCUUGGCAUAACACGGCAUUUUGGCUGACAAAUCAUAGCAAGCCGUUUCAUUCUCUAACGUAUGUGAAUGGCUUUCUUUUCUGGGUGGUUUUGUUUCCGUUUUCUCUAUUUAUAGCCUUGCCUUACAGGCUAACUCGUCGGUUAAUGUGUCACGACACUCGCGAAGACCUACAUACGACGCUGAAGUUUACAGCAGAAAGCGAAGACAUGGUAGCAGUGCAUGUUUGGUUCCUGGAAAGGCCGUCCCCCGGUGCUUACAAGAAAAACUCCAAACUUUUUUCUGUUUUUGCAACAAAGGUUUCUGA
Pocillopora meandrina is the source of this 881-nucleotide messenger RNA. Lineage: Eukaryota; Metazoa; Cnidaria; Anthozoa; Scleractinia; Pocilloporidae. The record is from the annotation of a GenBank genome assembly.